AUGUCAGAAUCUAUCGCUGAACAACUAGAUAGGCUCCAUAUAUCGGAUAGCCAAGUUGACGAAGCGCUCCGGGUGUUUAAUAUUAACCAUUCAAAGGAAUUGAUCACUCCAAAUGUUGUGGAAACGCUAGUCAAAUGUUCUGAUAACCAUAUCAGUGCUAAGAUCUUAUUUGAUUUGUUGGAAGAAGAUAAUGCUGCUUUUCUUUAUGGAAUUGGUCUAUUGGAUAAAGAUGGUAUCAAGGUUCUUUCCAAUGUUCUCCACUAUUACGUUCGUGAUAAUAAUCGUUUGGGUUUUGAGAUGUUGAAGGUUAAUCUGAGAUUCUUGAAAGAGUCAUUGAAUGACGAAUCCACGCUUUGCUACUUGAAAAUUUACUUCAAUUUAAUUACAAAGUUGGAAUUGGUCAAUCCUCAUCACUUGAGUAUCUUAUUGGGGCUAAUAAAUGUGAAAAAUGAUGAGAUAAAUUCAUUAAUUUUACUUAUAGUGAUUAACUUUUUACAAAAAAAUGAAUCUGAGUCAAAUGAGCAAAUUAAAGACUAUUUGGAGAUCUUGGUUGACGAGGAUAUCCACUUGAACAUUGCCAAUAAGAAAUAUUUAAACUUGGUUAAAGUUUUAGAAUGUUUGUUUCCGAUAACUCCUAUAAUAAAUCAAAUUUAUACCACUGAAAAGAUGAAAAAAAUUAUCCUUGAAAAAAUCAGAGUUGAAAAUAGAAAUGAAAUGAUAAUUGUGGAAACCUUGAGAUUGGUCUGCUCUUCGUGUAUUGAUGAUAAAUGUCGUUCAUUCAAUGUUGAACAUUAUUUAGAUUUACUUUCAUUUGCUAUCGAAAACUCCUUAAAUGAUAAGAUCAAAUACUUAUCGGUGUUGGCCACGAUUAAAUUAUGGAAUUUCAUUCAAUUGGAUAAGAAAAAAGUUUGUUCUAUUGAAGAUUUAUACUCGAGACUAGUUGAAUAUUUUAAUAAGACUGAUAACCUUGAUAAAGACGAGCUUUUAACGUAUAUUAUUGAAUCUUUAGCAUAUUUAACCAUUAAUCAUAAGGUCAAGAAGAGUUUAAGAAGUGAGCAAAGUAUAAUUGAACAAUUGAUUGGAGUAUUACCUACAUUGAAUGAGAGUCAAAUAGUGUAUGGGAUUUUAGUAAUAUUUGUUAACUUAAGUCAAUUUAAAGAUAAUAAUAAGAGUCAAGAUCAUAAAACCAUUGAUUAUUUAAAAAAUUAUAGUCAACCGAGUGGGGAGAAACAACAAUUUAAAGAAGAUCCCGCUGAGAUAAAUUCAUUUAAUGAAUCGUUAAAUGAACAAAAUAUUAUAUCAGUAAUUUCAAGUUUGAAAGUUAAGAAUUCUAAUAUAAUGAGUCAGUUUAUUAAUAUUAUUUAUAAUAUACUGUUUAACCAAUCUAAACAAGUUAAAGUUAAGAUGGUAGAGCAAGGAGCCAUUAAUAUACUCAUUGAUUAUAUGAUACAACACAGCAAAAUUAAAAAUGGAGAAACAAGUCCAAUUAAAGAGAAUGAGAUUCGAUUAAAUUCAAUAAGAUCAUUAUCAAGAAUCCUUAUAUCUAUAAAUCCAAAAUUAGGAUUUAAAAAAUAUGAUAUUAAAACAUGUAUACCAUUUUUAAUUGAAUUAUUAGGACCAAAUAUUAAUAAAAAUUUCAAUGAAGAGUAUUUGUAUGAUAUAACAUCUUUGGAUAAGUUUGAAACGUUAAUGGCCUUAACUAAUAUAUCAGCCAUCAAUGAUCAAGAAUUGAAAAAAUAUAUUAUUAAUAAGACAUUUGACCAAUAUUUAGAUAAUUUUAUCAUUGAUAAUAAUGAAGAUUUACAAAGAUGUUCAUGGGAAUUAAUUGCAAAUUUAAUUGAUGAACCAAUAAUGUUGGCCAAAUUUUUCAAUUUUGAUAAGAAAGAAGUAUUGAAAAGAUGUUUAAUAAUGAUCAAGUUAUUAAAUUCAACUAAUAAUAGAUUACAAAUAGCAAUCAGUAAUUUAUUGGUUAAUUCUACACAAGACUAUCAAUUUAUUUGUUAUCAAAUAAUGAAUAAACUGGAAAUUAUUAAUGAAUUGAUUAAAGUUAUAAAUCAAGUGAUACAAAAUCAAUUUAAUGAUGAUGAAUUAAUGAUAAGAUUAUCAUAUUUACUUAAUAAUUUAAUUACAAUUUCUUAUAAUCAAGAAUAUUUAAAAAUUUUUCAAACAAAUAAUCAAUUAAUAACAAAUAUAGCUAAAUUAAUUCAUAAAAAUGAUGAAUUUAAACAAAUUUCAAUUGAUAGUUUAAAAAUGAUUACAGAAAAAUCAUAA
Hyphopichia burtonii NRRL Y-1933 is the source of this 2271-nucleotide messenger RNA. RefSeq lists its product as uncharacterized. Bases 1 to 2271 code for a protein of 756 amino acids. The record is from RefSeq and is a predicted model, not a curated record. The transcript has a single exon. Lineage: Eukaryota; Fungi; Ascomycota; Pichiomycetes; Serinales; Debaryomycetaceae.